GGCAUCCACCAUGUCCGGACCCCUGGUGCUGAUAGCCACGCUGCUGCCACUAGUGGUAGCCUCCUGUGAUCCUGGACCCGCCGUCACGGAGGACCGGGUCACUCGCGCCGCUGUCGUGUUCCGCGGCCUCGCCGUGCAGACAGACCCCGCCGUGUCGGACCCCAGGCACUACUCCGCGCAGUUCUGGCUCAUCAGUGUGUACAAGGGCUCCGCCGCGCUGGCCGGCCUCCUACAUCUGCAGUCUCCAGUCUCCGGCCCCGUGGAUAUCAGAGACAGGCGAGUCAAUGUGUCGGGAUUGGUAACGUCCCAAUGUUGGGCGUCCGUGUCCCCACAAGAGUACUAUGUUGUGUUGGCCAAAGUAAUUGGAUCACAACUUGUCAAAGCUGAGGAAAACGAUGCUUCGGUGCUGCCAUGGACCCCUGACACCGAUCGUCUGGUCUGGAGAUCAUUAGGAUGGGGUGAGUGGAUGGAAUGGAGUGCUUGCAGCGCCUCGUGUGGCGAGGGCUCGCAACACAGGUGGCGAGCAUGUCUACAACACGCAGGCUGUGAGGGAUUCAACAAAGAGACUAGGCGUUGCAACAUGUUCCCUUGUCAAGGCGCGGUGUCGCCGCUGUCCCCGGAGCAGACAAGGUUCCUGCACGGCCAGUGGGGACGGACCCCGGACCGUGCCACGGCAUGGAGGCUACGCCCCAGCACCUACCUGUGGCUGCCCGCCGCGGAACUGCCCACCUCGGCCCGUCACCUGCGUCGUCACUUCGCCCUCCUUGUCACUCUGCGACUCAACCCCAAGGAAUCUUCGGCAGGAACCUUGUUCAGUUUACGAUCAAGGAGACAUCAAAAUGCUUACCUCAGUGUGGAGCUAGCAGGGAAAGACAGUGUAAAGUUAGUUCACGCCAGCCACAAUGGCACUCAGACAGUGACAAUACCAGCGCCCCUGGCGGACGGACAUUGGCACCACCUCGCCAUCGGUGUACAGCAGGACAGCUCCGUUCGUAGCUACCUGGACUGCCAAUGGGUAUCUACAGACAUUCUACGAAGAGACUCCCUGGAAAUUCCCGAGGACGCUGACGUCGUCAUCGGAUAUCUCUUUUCUGGAGACCUGGAGCAGCUGGUGAUAGUACCAGACCCAGGAGCUGUCAGUCAGCAGUGCGCCACCAAUCACGUGUCUAGCUAUGACCCGACGCCACCACCUACACACCCAGACAAACAAGCUGCUCAGCAUCCCUCUACAGUGCCCUUGUCACAAUCUAAGAGUUUAUCAUACUUUGAGAAAGAAAACGAAAUCUGGCAAGAUGAUGAAGAUUUAUUUGAAGCCAGCGGAGGUGGAGGCGAAACUCUGGAGCAAUACGAGUACGAAUGGACGCCAUGGUCUGGGUGUAGUGUGACCUGUGGCCUGGGUGUCCAGACCCGCCGAGUGUCUUGCACUAACGCUGGUGUCUGGAUGGACUUCUGCCUUGAGUCUGCUCGGGACAGGACUGAGUCUCGACAUUGCAGCUUGGCACCAUGCAAACCUGCAAACUCUACUGACAAAAGUAAUGAAGACAGCGCUUCAGACUUGUGUGGGUGCCAGAAUGGAGGCAAGUGCCACACCAAGCGACGCAGUUGUCACUGUACUCCAGGCUAUCAAGGGCGACAUUGUGAGAUACGCUCCUGUCCCGGACCUUGUCUACACGGCGGCGUCUGUCACAACAGCGGCUACUGCUCCUGUCCUCCCGAGUACACCGGCCAGACCUGUCAGAUACCUGUGUGUCGGCCACCAUGCAUGAACGGUGGACAGUGCAUUAAGCCUGGAGUCUGCUCGUGUCCAGAUCAAUUCAAUCAUCCUCGCUGUGCAUCUAUGUGCCCGGACGGUUGUGAGCCCGGCGGCGCUUGUGUGUCCCCGGGUGUGUGUCGGUGUCUCCCCGGGUUCCAUGGCUCGCUGUGUCAGGAGUCCUUGUGUCCCAGGGGGUGUCUCAAUGGAGGAGUCUGUGUCGCCACCAACAAGUGCAACUGCUCCUCAGGCUGGACCGGCGCCGACUGCUCUACCCCGGUGUGUGACCCGCCGUGUCAGCGAGGUGGUCGCUGUGUCGCUCCUCAGCAGUGUCUAUGUCCGCCAGCCACUCAAGGUCAACGUUGUCAGAACUUCACUUGCACGAGGAGUUGUCUAAACGGUGGCGUGUGUGUGGGACCGGACUUGUGCGAGUGUCCUGCCAACGCCACGGGCCCUACGUGUGGACAACCGCUGUGUGACCCUCCCUGUGAGAACGGAGCCACCUGCGCGGCUGGCAAUACCUGCGUUUGCGCACCACACACGGAGGGAACACGAUGUCAGACCAAAAACUGCGACUACAGAUUCGUUCAGGAACCGUAUACUAGAGGUUUUCGGAAACUGGUGAAAAGACGAGUGCAGACAAAAUGCGGCACGAGUUCUAAGGUCUGUUUGAGAACGAUAGCUGAGUACCAGACGGUCUACAAAACCUUCUACCGCACCGUAUACAAGUGUGCCAACGAAGACAACCAUUAAGUGACGUUUUAAGGACAGUUUUGUAUAUGAUACCAGCAUUGGGGUAUAUCCUUUCUCUGGAAACACAAUGUACAACGUUAAUAUAGACGACCCUAAACAACAUCGACUUUAUUAAACAGAACAUUAAUCAGUUAACGAACAGAAAACUUCGUGAUGCAUAGGUUAUACCAAUUUGAAAACGAAACAUAUUGAAUGAUAAAAAUUACAUAAACACCAUGGAAUUUAAAAAAAUUAAAGAAAAUUCACAUAAAAGUAAUCAAUAUUUUUAAUAUUCAGUUGUGUUUUUAUUAUAACUUUGCUUACGCAUCGUGGGUGACAUGUCGAAUGAAUUCUAAAAACAACGUUGAUAUUUGUUAUAUUACAACUUAAACUUUCUGCUUCUAGACCUUGAGUUUUAAAGUAUAGAAAUGUUUAAGUUUGUUAAAUACCAAAAAAAAUUAAAUUGUAAUCUACAUAAUUCAGUAAUCAUACUGAAUUGUAUGGAUUGUAACUAAAAGUCAAGUUUUUAGUAGUAUGAUCUCAGUUAACUUACUCAAACUUAUCUAAGCAUUUUAUUUACGUUGAUGUUUAUAAGGAAAGUGGUGCUAACAUAUGAACCAUAUUAGUUUUCCCUUUAGUAUUUAAACGGCGUUGCAACAUAAAAGGUUUCAGAGAAUAUGAAAUAUCAAUAUAGGAAAGUGUCUAACUAAAGCUAUGCGUGUAACAUUUGUACAGUUUAGAAAAUCAAUCAAAUCACUAACUUAUCUGACGAUGAUAAAUCCCUGAUUAUUUGCCUGUUAGUAUUUUACCAUAAUAAUUUUAGUGUAAAAAGUUGUAUAGUUAUUUUUAAAAUGAUAGUGAAAUUGUAAUUUUAUCGGUAGACUAUUUAUAUUAUUGGUUGUUAGAAAUUUUACAGGUCAUUAAAUUAAAUCUUUAAAAUUAAAUUGAUUAGCAUAUUAUUACUAGUUAAGAUCAUAAUUAACUAUUUUUAGAACUAUAUAUUUAUUUACUUAUUAUUAACAAUGGUUUAGUAACACCCUAACAAGUCAAACAAAAUACCUCUACACGAACAUUAGAUGUUUUUAUCUCUGGUGUUAAUAUUUUUCUCGUACAACAAUAAUAUUAAUGUACAUAUCAAUUUUGUACCAUAAUUCAAAAUGUGAUAUAGAAAACAUAAAUGUUCAAUGUAUUAUAAUGUUUAGUGUAUUUUCUUAAGUUCAAUACUG
This is a messenger RNA of Macrosteles quadrilineatus (aster leafhopper), 3708 nucleotides long. Its product is annotated as protein kinase C-binding protein NELL2-like. Gene Ontology annotation, molecular function: signaling receptor binding. Lineage: Eukaryota; Metazoa; Arthropoda; Insecta; Hemiptera; Cicadellidae. The transcript is spliced from 15 exons. Gene Ontology annotation, biological process: anatomical structure development. The coding region runs from base 11 to 2503 and encodes 830 amino acids. Gene Ontology annotation, cellular component: cell surface; extracellular region. The record is from RefSeq and is a predicted model, not a curated record.